UUAGGGCGGAGCUUUAAGCGGGGUUAACCACACCUACUCAGCCUAUUUAAGCCUCGGUUGAGGCCACGGUAGACAGCGUGUUUGCAGUCAUUUGAGCUAAAGCAUUUCAAGCCAGUCUUGCAGUCUUAUGUGCAGUCUUCUGUCUCUGAGCCUUCUAGCAAGUCUUUCUGUUCUUUCUGUUCUGAGGAUGGCAUCCGUUCAUGGGACUACUAGUAGCAGUACUGGUGCUGGGACGUCGACAACCGCGAUCUCUUCCACGGCAGUUGGCGUGGGCAGUGCUGGCUCAGCUACCGGAUCUUCUUCCACUAGUACUGCAGUCUCCAGCCAUUCCUCACGGCCGAUCACUACCAGCAGCACGAGCUCCGAGGCUCUCUCAGGACCAGAAGCCCUCAUUCGGGUUUUGAACGCUGCUGUAGAGUCUGGGAUAGAGAGAGGAAUUGAUCGAGCUCUCCGUCUCUCCUCCCGUCCCCCUGGAGCUGGCGGGCCACCACUGCCUCCCUCGUCUGAUGGUUCACGGCCGCCCGGCUCUACAGCUCAUUCUCUCCCAGCCAUUCCACUCCUAUCAGAUGCAAGCUCAUCCAGGGUCAGCUCAGCAGUGACCAGUGAGGUGGGGCACAGCCUCCCAGCCUCAUUGUCAUCCGCAGCAGACACGACCCACUCGCUGCCCUUAUUCUCAAUGGCUAGCACCCUGAAUUGGGACCCUCUAAGCCUGUGGUCGCACCAUGCAGCACUACCCACAGCUAAGACAGCAGCGAUAUCACUAGCCACAUCUCUUCCCACCAUCCCCGGCAAGGUGGUCGAGAAGAUCAGAAGUGGGGGCUACGUUGAGCUCAAAGAGCU
This is a messenger RNA of Amphimedon queenslandica, 840 nucleotides long. RefSeq lists its product as uncharacterized. The record is from RefSeq and is a predicted model, not a curated record. The transcript is spliced from 2 exons. NCBI's taxonomy places the organism in Eukaryota, Metazoa, Porifera, Demospongiae, Haplosclerida, Niphatidae. The annotation marks the transcript as partial.